AUGGCGAUGGCAAGGCGAGAGAGGAGCUUCGAGUCUGGGUACUGCUCCUCAGAGGAUGAGAACGGGCUCAAGCUUUACGUGGCAGCAGCCCCUCAGCCACAAUCUCGCUCCUCGCCUCCCUCCCGGGACUCCACGGCCGGUGAACGCGAGCUGAUUCGGCCUCGCGAGCGACCUCCGCGAGCCGUCAAGGAGCUGCCGCAAAUCAUUGUUCCUCCACCAAUCCCUGCUGCGCAGGACGGUCCACCUACCCCUCCGCCCAAGAGUCCAUUCUUAGAACUCAUCCACGCUAAGAGGAAGACAAUCAUGGAGAGGAUUGAGGGCUGGUGGGACCUCAACCUGCUGGAGAAGAGGCAGACGUUGCUCAAGGGAGGUGGGUCGCCUCUUCGUCGAAAGUUCUGA
Molecule: messenger RNA, 399 nt
Organism: Clonostachys rhizophaga
Lineage: Eukaryota; Fungi; Ascomycota; Sordariomycetes; Hypocreales; Bionectriaceae
Source: the annotation of a GenBank genome assembly